Messenger RNA from Bipolaris sorokiniana ND90Pr, 1534 nucleotides. RefSeq lists its product as uncharacterized. Lineage: Eukaryota; Fungi; Ascomycota; Dothideomycetes; Pleosporales; Pleosporaceae. The record is from RefSeq and is a predicted model, not a curated record. Bases 115 to 1068 code for a protein of 317 amino acids. The transcript is spliced from 2 exons.
GGGCCCGUCUCCGCUGCUCGCUAUAACAUGCCCGCUGCCUCGUUGUCCUCGCAUGUCUUCCAGCGUCGCUUGAUGCCCGUCCGCCCGUGACGUUGACCCGACCGACUGCCGGCAAUGGAAUCCCAGCUUCCGCCGCCGCCUGCUUCGGCCAUACUCGCGCCCCCCAGCCAACACCACCAACCACAGCCGCAACAUUACCACCGCCUGUCCAGCCCUGCCGCCAACUGCGACUACGACUACACCUACCAAUACAAUGAAAAGGAUCACCACCACCACUCCUCGGCCCACUCAGACCGCCUGAGCAGGUCGAGCAAUCGCCGCCCUCACGACUCCGUCAUCUCCCACCCCUUCUCGCCAAAGCCCUCGUCGCCGCCAAGCCCCAGCAGCAACAGCAGCAUCUCCUCCGUCGGCCACCAUCGCAACUCAUCAAACGCGCAUCGCUACUCAUCUUCGCAGCUUGAGCGCCAGUCACUCUCCUAUCCACCCCAGGCCCACAUCGACCCGGAGAAGCAUGCCGAGGCUCUGGCUCAUGGCUACCGCGCUCCAAACCGCCUGUCUGCAGUCCCGUCCGGCGGCGAUGCCAUUGUUUACGACAAGGGCGCCUACCAAGAAAAAGGCCCCGAAGAGAAGGCGUGGCAGUUACUGCUCUGGCUCUGCGGACCCUGCGCCUUCCUCUCCGCUGUGAUUGCUAUCUGGACCUUUUGCGCUCUCUUCAUCACCCUCUUGCUAUCGCCGCUACGCCUCUGCACUACGCGCGCGCCCCUUUCCGAGCAAAUCAAAUCCUUCCUCGCUCCAUCGCUAAACCUCCAAUUGCACAUGGUCUACUCACACGACUCGACAUCCGGCUACAGCGCCCCCAUGCUGGUCGUCAUCCACCUCUUUUCGCCCAUCGUCGCAUUCGGCGUCGCAAUCGCGGCCUGGACUGCCGCGGGUUUCUGGUUCUUCUCCUGCAUUCUUGGUGACCCUGGCGGUCACGACGGCCACAAUGACGGCCGCGAGAGCAUUGUCGGUGUGCGAAACUGGUGGGAGCGAUGGCUUUCUCGCGGACUAAGAGAAACCGAUGCUUGAAACAAAGAGGAGUAUGAAAUGUAUUAUUGAUCAAGUUCGUUUCUUUCAUGUAUUUUCUGUUUUUUUGUUUCCACGUUCUCCGAGCUACGGCAGGAUGGAGCGUUCCAGCGGCAUAUACCAUGGCGUACAACAGUCUGGGUUUGGGUUUUAUUUUCCAAAUGGGAAAGGGUCUCUCUGGAUGGACGGACGGACGGACAUGAAUGGGGUGUGAAGAAUAUUGCUGAUCUCGGGAUAUGGACAGCAACCGGCGUUUUAUUUUUAAUGUUCUCUUUGAGCCUCUUUUCCCCUUGCCUCUACUCUGGAGUCGCAGAGAGUACUAAGGUGGGAAAAAGAUUGCCGAUAUGAUAUACCCCCAUAACCAGUUUUUUGUACUUGAACAAUAUCACGAACAUAUUCAAACAACACUGUUUCGCUUCUUUUCUCCGCUCUAAUCACAGUGUUUCUGAUCUUGCCCACCCUCACACCG